AUGGACGCCAAUACAGACCACUCGAGUGACGAGGAUACCCAGAGACGUCGCAAUGUGCGAAAGCGCGCCGAGCAAUGGAUGACGAAGGGAGCCCUGGUGCACGAGGACUCGGACGAUGAAUUGGGCGACGAGGACCAUCCUUGGGACUGGAUUUAUGCCACAGAAGAACCUGAGAUCAAAGAAGAUACGGGGACACCCAAUGCAAGUCCAGAAAAACCCUGUCGCCGGCGCGCCUCUCGCCCUGCGAAGAAAGGCCCGGCCAUUGUGGGCGCGCGGAUGGGUCCUUUCGAGUGCCGAUUGGGCGAUGCCGUGCUCCUCAAGUCCCCAGAGCAUGGCAAGGACUGGGUCGGGAUUAUCACAGAGUUCCGCGAGGAGGAAGAUGAGGACGUGGAAGGAGGGGUGAUCAAGUCGGCCAACAUCAUGUGGUUUGCAUCGCCAGACGAGUUCCUGUCAACGCGGAACAAGCGGAGAACGGAUGCACUGCCAAACGAGCAGUAUCUCACAGCGGACUUUAACGUGAACCCACUCACAUCUGUCAAUGGCAAGGCCACCGUGAUGUCGAAGGACGCCUUCUACGCCAAAUACCCGGACGGCACGCCACCCAAGGAUAAAGCAGAACUUGCCGAGUUCAACAAGUGCAUUGUUUGCCGACGAGGCGUCAACCAGGUGCAAGGGCGAUACACCGAGGAGUUCAACUGGGAGCAAGUCUACGGGAACGGCAACAUUCAUCAACUCAUCUGCCUUGUGAAGGACGGCCUGAAAGCCGCGCGGAAGAGGAAGGCGGCUGACGACGACUAUAUCGACACCAAGAACGAGAGCGCGGCACCGACGACCCCAAGAAAACGACAGAGAAUGGCCGCAACCAAUACAACCCCUAAAUCACAGCGCAAGAAGGCCUUUACGACACCAUCGAACAAACGGAUUGUGGUGAAGAAACCUCUCGAAUUCACCCCGCUGGGCACUCGCGUUCUUGAGCCGUCCCAUUUCGCCUCGCCCUACCGGCAAGCACGUACUUUGCUGCACGUCUCAGCCGUCCCAGAAUCCCUCCCCUGUCGAAAGACCGAGUUCAAUACCGUCUACAGUCAUCUCAGUGCCGCUAUUAUGGAGGGAACUGGCGCAUGCAUCUAUAUCUCAGGUACUCCAGGUACCGGCAAAACCGCAACUGUGCGGGAGGUGGUGGCCCAGCUCAAUGGCGCUGUUCUCGCAGAAGAGAUGGAUGAUUUCAUCUUUGUGGAGAUCAACGGCAUGAAAGUAACUGAUCCUCAUCAAUCGUACUCUUUACUUUGGGAGGCAUUGAAGGGCGACAGAGUCUCCCCUUCUCACGCUCUCGACCUGCUGGAACAAGAGUUCUCCAAUCCAUCACCCCGCAGAGUCUCUUGCGUGGUCCUCAUGGACGAAUUGGAUCAACUAGUCACCAAAAACCAGUCAGUGAUGUACAACUUCUUCAAUUGGCCUGCCCUUCGCCAUUCACGUCUUAUCGUCUUGGCUGUUGCCAAUACAAUGGAUCUGCCUGAACGAACCCUGAGCAACAAGAUCUCCAGUCGUCUCGGUCUCACUCGCAUCACAUUUCCCGGUUACCGACACACGGACUUGAUGGAGAUCAUCAGCACACGUCUAGCAAAUGUCCCUGGCAACAUCGUCGACUCAGACGCUAUCCAGUUCGCCAGUCGUAAAGUUGCCGCCGUCAGCGGUGAUGCACGACGCGCCCUAGAUAUCUGUCGUCGUGCCGUUGAAAUCGCCGAGCAAGCUUUCGAAGAAGCUGCCAAUUCCGCCUCAGUCGACAACGAUGCCAUGGAUGAGAUACCUCUAACCCCGAGCAAAACUCCUGCUAGGCGCAACAAAGCGCUCACAGACAAGGGAGCAGCUGAUCCACCGGCCCCGAAACCUGCUUCAGGCAAGGGUCAGCCCGGCCGUGUCACCAUUGCAACUAUCAAACAAGCGAUCCAGGAAGCCACUUCCACACCACUCCAGCAAUCCCUGCGCUGCCUGCCGCUUUCUGGAAAACUUUUCCUCGCUGCCCUCCUGGCACGUGUGCAUCGUACCGGAAUCACCGAGUCCACCUUCGGCGAUGUUCUAGAUGAGGCACGACGCAUCGCUGAUGCAGCCGUCGCCGUCGCCGGUGCAGCUGGAGCAGGUGUCAAAGACUCCCUACUUGGCGGUGGUGCCGCAUCAAGGGUGCGAGCUCUAGGCUUCGCUGCCAUGGAGCUCAUGAACUCCGGGGUAUUGGCUUUGGAACAGGGUUCAGGCACGAAGAUUGUGAUGGGUGGCUCUACGAUUCCUACUCGUGGAGACAGAAGCGGCAAGAUUCGGCUUCGUGUUGCGCCAGAGGAUGUGAAGCUCGCAUUCCGUGAGGAUGUGGAGGCCAAGGGCUUCGGGAUGGGUAUUGAUCAGUGA
Penicillium canariense is the source of this 2394-nucleotide messenger RNA. Its product is annotated as origin recognition complex subunit 1. Gene Ontology annotation, biological process: mitotic DNA replication checkpoint signaling; DNA replication initiation. NCBI's taxonomy places the organism in Eukaryota, Fungi, Ascomycota, Eurotiomycetes, Eurotiales, Aspergillaceae. The transcript has 3 exons. Gene Ontology annotation, cellular component: nuclear origin of replication recognition complex. The record is from RefSeq and is a predicted model, not a curated record. Bases 1 to 2394 code for a protein of 797 amino acids. Gene Ontology annotation, molecular function: ATP binding; ATP hydrolysis activity; DNA replication origin binding.